Penicillium brasilianum is the source of this 3194-nucleotide messenger RNA. The record is from the annotation of a GenBank genome assembly. Lineage: Eukaryota; Fungi; Ascomycota; Eurotiomycetes; Eurotiales; Aspergillaceae.
CUCGGGCGGUGAUUGGCUCUCCAGAGAAUCACCCCGUGGCCAGUUGGCACUGCCUCGGCCCCCCCUGAGACUCUUAAGUAAACACCCUCCGCAUAACUACCCUCGAUCCCUCGACCUUUCACUUUGAUCGUCGCGUUGCGCCAUGCCCCUGCUUUAAAAUGCCUGCCCUUCUUUCCUGGCUCCGACGCAUCUACUCGCUCGACACCCUCGACACUCGCUUUACCUCCACCGCCACCACCCCGGGCAACGCUGCCGCUGACACGCGACCUCCCUCCGCGAAAGAUGCCCGCGCCAAUGCUAUCGCCCAGAUCGCACCCGCUCCGCUCUGGCGUACGCCCGAGUUCUUCGUCUAUUACCUUUUCUUCAUUACACUCGUUCCGUUGAUGUUCAAGACGGUCGUGGAUGCUUCGAAGGACACCCACCCUGUCUAUCCCACAUACUCCCAUCUCCUGUCACCAGGAUGGAUUCCUGGCCGACUAGUCGACAACUCCGAUGCCCAAUAUGCGAGCUUCCGCGACAACCUCCCCUAUCUCCUGUUGCUCCUAGUUGCCCACCCGGUUGCUCGUCGGAUCUACCAGUUAUAUAAAAACCCUUACGGCCCCGAAACAAAGGCCGCCCACCCUUCGGCGGCGGCGGCCGGCGAUGCGCAGCUGGAGCAACGAAUGCGCUUUGACUUUGGAUUUGGGCUAAUCUUCGUCUCCGCGCUCCACGGCGUUUCGGCACUCAAAGUCUUGCUGAUUUUGUUCAUUAAUUACAAAAUCGGCAAGAGUCUUCCACGCUCUUAUGUUCCUGCGGCCACGUGGACCUUCAAUAUCUGCAUCUUGUUCGCUAACGAGCUAUGCGGAGGGUACCCAUUCGAAGUGAUUGCAACCAUCUUGUCCCCAGGGUCCGACUCGCCCGAUGAGAAGCAUACUUUGCUUGUCGAGUGGGCGAAAGCACUCGAUAGCUUCGGUGGCAUUAUGCCUCGUUGGGAGGUUCUUUUCAAGGUCACUGUCUUGCGCUUGAUUAGUUUCAACAUGGAUCACCAUUGGAGCCUGCAAUACCCCGCAGGGAGCGCGAUUGAAAAGAAACAACUCGACCCCGCGACCCUGUCUGACCGAGACCGUGUCAAGAUCCCCGCCGAGCCCUCUGCAUUCAGCUUUCGUAACUACAUUGCCUACGUGCUCUACUCGCCAUUGUACUUGGCUGGCCCUAUUUUGACCUUCAAUGAUUACGUGUCACAACAACGCUUCAAAGCACCCUCAUUGACGAGUACCCGCACCAUCCUUUAUGGAAUCCGAUUCCUCCUUACCCUGCUCUGCAUGGAACUUAUCCUCCACUACAUCUACGCAGUGGCCAUCUCUAAGGCCUCACCCGAUUGGUCCCUGUUCACGCCAGGCCAACUCAGCAUGCUGGCCUUUUUCAAUCUCCACAUUAUCUGGCUGAAGCUGCUCAUCCCCUGGCGCUUCUUCCGUUUCUGGGCCCUCAUCGACGGAAUUGACCCGCCAGAGAAUAUGGUCCGCUGCAUGUCGAACAAUUAUUCAGCCUUUGCCUUUUGGCGCGGAUGGCACCGCUCCUAUAACCGCUGGAUCGUCCGAUAUGUCUACGUGCCCCUUGGUGGAGGCGGUGGUGGACGACGCCCCGCUGGAUCAAAACCAUCUCCGUCUUCACCACAGUCAGGCUUGAUGGCCAAGUUCCUACAGAUCCGCAACUUCUUAUUGGUGUUCACCUUUGUUGCUUUGUGGCACGAUAUUAACCUGCGUCUGUUGAUGUGGAGCUGGCUCAUUACUCUCUUCGUUUUGCCCGAAGUUUUAGGUGGCAUGCUGUUCCCUGCUAGUCGCUGGCGCUCCCGGCCUACCGCGUACCGAGUCUUGAGUGGCAUCGGAUCGGUUGGCAAUGUGCUCAUGAUGAUGAUUGCCAAUCUGGUUGGCUUUGCACUCGGCCUGGACGGGUUGCAGAACCUGCUUACUAGCCUGACGGGUUCGUACUCGGGCGUUGCGUAUAUGAUCUCGUGCUGCGUGGUGCUGUUCGUUGGCGUACAGGUCAUGUUUGAGAUUCGCGAGGACGAGCUGCGUGCGGGUAUCAACCUGAAGUGUUGAACGGUAGGAAUUUUUCUUACAUUUUUAUAAGUUCUAUAGCGCAAAAUGAAAUCGGUAAUGAUUAAGAGUACACUAGCUAUAGUACAGUCGCUUCUUUUGGACGUAAGAUUCAUCAAGUCAUUAAAGUAGGAGAAAGGCAUAAGAAUAUCCUUUCUUCUCCAUAGUAUACAGAAGCAAAGACCUCCAGUCUCAAAUUAGAAGAAGGCACCACACCUCGAGUCUUCAUGGACCUUAUAACAGUCCAACCCGCAAGUUCGCAAAUGGCAACUCUUGCACCGAAUCUUGCCCCAGUAUCCACACAUGCAACAAAAGGCCCGAGGAAGUUGUGUCGAGAUCGGCGGUCCAGCGCGCGAAGCGUUAUACGACAAAGCGGGCUCUGCCAAAAGACGGUCCAUGAUACGUUCUGACGGUAUAGUUGGAGCAUAUGAUCGUAGAAGAGGAUCGUUAUCAUGUUCCGUCUUAAUGAGUUUAUGUUUCCGCUCGGCGCGAUCCUCUUCCGCUUCGGCAUCCGUAUUCUCCGUCUGCGAGGGCACGGGCGUAGGUGUAGAGGUAGUAGUGGUAGCAGCGACAGUCGGUGUGCGCUUCUUGCGUGCAGCAGCGGUAGAAGCUGGCGUCGAGCUCCGUCGUGUCCCAGCAGCAGCCGCUACACCUUUAACUCGCGAUGGAACGGCCGGUCCGAUCGCUGCAGCUCCCACCGGUAUACUCAGUCCACCACCUCCCGCAGCAAUCGCAGCCUCCUCAUCAUCGAGGUGAUUCCGAAAUGUCUUCUGCGAGACUAAGAUACGGCGCACGUUCGAGGUAGUCUUUGUCCGGGAGACGCGUGCGCCUGCCUCCUUCGCUGGCCGGGCGGGCACGGAGAUCUGUACAUCGCGCUGGUUUUCGCGGUCUAGUUCGGCAAUGUGGCGGAUGAUUGCGUUCGCACGUCGCGAAGAAAUGUCGCCGCCUUUGCCGGCGUUGUGAAUUCCGCGUUUGCGGCCCAAGGCCGGAGCCAUGGCGGAUUUGGCCGGGCCGAACCCCCGGUCUGCGACGUAGGUGUACCCUGGGGUCGCAUGCGAUGAAGAAUUUGCGAGAAGCUCGACGCGAAACAUUGUUUCCAGGAGAGUCGAGGUGUGAAAG